AUGUCAUUAGCUAAGUCAAUUGCUGUGUUUGGAGGUAAUGGCUUCCUUGGUCGUAAAAUCUGUGAAAUUGGGGUUCAAAAAGGAUAUCAAGUAACUUCAUUCUCAAGAUCAGGUGAACCUCCUCAAGCUAUAAUCCAUCAACCUUGGAUUAAACAAGUUGAAUGGGAAAGUGCUGACUUAUUCGAUGCUUCGAGUUAUCAAUCUAAAUUAUCCAAAUUCGGUACUAUAGUUCAUUCGGUUGGGAUUUUAUUUGAAAAUCAAUCAUAUAAGAAAGCAAUGAAUUCAAAUAUAAACUUCCUUAGUGAUAUUCAAAAUUUCGCUAAUAGUUUAAAAGGGUCAAAUCCCAUGAAAAAGGGAGAAGAAGAUCAUAAUUCAUACGAGGCCAUUCAACGUGAUUCGGCUGUGUUAUUGGCUGAUACCUUUAUAACUGAACAGAAAGAAGUACCUGAUGCCAAUCCUACAUUUAUCUAUAUCUCCGCUGAUCAACAAGUCCCUAUGGUGCCUUCAGGAUAUAUCACCACUAAAAGAGAAGCUGAAUUCGAGUUAUCUUGUAAAGAAGGGUUAAGAUCGAUUUCGGUCAGACCUGGAAUAAUGUAUGAAGAGAAACAUGCCGAAGGAGGAGCAACCGCAAGGGAUUAUAUAACUACAUUUUUAAAAUGUGGAUAUAAUAGUAAACAAUACAUUCUUGGUAAUAGUAUACCAAUGUUGAAUCAAUUGGUUAGGCCAGUUGUGUCAACAGAUAAGGUGGCUAAGAGUAUUUAUGAAAAGAUUGAAGAUUCAACUUUCAAGGGAAUUGUCACGUUGGAUGAAAUUUAUAAAAGUUGA
Molecule: messenger RNA, 825 nt
Organism: Scheffersomyces coipomensis
Lineage: Eukaryota; Fungi; Ascomycota; Pichiomycetes; Serinales; Debaryomycetaceae
Product: ubiquinone biosynthesis protein
Exons: 1
Coding region: 1-825 (274 amino acids)
Cellular component (GO): mitochondrion
Molecular function (GO): protein-containing complex binding
Source: RefSeq, a predicted model, not a curated record